Messenger RNA from Oryzias latipes (Japanese medaka), 3208 nucleotides. It is a transcript of the gene slc6a8, whose product is annotated as solute carrier family 6 member 8. Gene Ontology annotation, cellular component: plasma membrane. Gene Ontology annotation, molecular function: gamma-aminobutyric acid:sodium:chloride symporter activity. The record is from RefSeq and is a predicted model, not a curated record. Gene Ontology annotation, biological process: amino acid transport; nitrogen compound transport; sodium ion transmembrane transport. Lineage: Eukaryota; Metazoa; Chordata; Actinopteri; Beloniformes; Adrianichthyidae.
UGGGGGAGGGCGCUGACGUCACCGAAGGCUCUUCUCCUUUUAAAGGUCGCCGCCGCGCGCCGCGCUCAGACCCGCAGACGGACUCAGCCCCGUCAGGACCCCCGCAGCGCGACGAGGCGCUCCCCCCCGGCUCCGUGUCCCGCAGCUCCCCCUGGAUGGAGCAGCCGCGCCUCCCCCGCAGCCCGCGGCUCUGAACCCGCGCGCCUUUCCGAACCGUCCGCUCCGGGCCGCGGCGUCCCCUCCGUGACUCUCCGUUCCCAUGCGAUUCUUCAGACUGACAUUCAAGUGCUUCGUUGAUUGUUUCUGAGGCCGCCGCCGCCGCCGUCCUUUUCCUUUCCCGCUUCUUUUGACCUUUUUUCUGACUCCGGACUAAACCCGAUUUUAGACAUUUGCUUUGAACUCGCUGUGACAGAACCGAAUCCCGAUCCGACAGCAGGACACGCAGGUUCUGCGGGACUCUGAGGAACCGCAGGGUCCAAAGCAGCGUCUGGACUGAGAAGUUCUGGUUUCUGUCUGCAGAAACUUCUGCUGCAGCUGUUCCGGACUCUGAGGCUGUCAGAACCGGAGCCAGAGUUCGGGAUGGAGAAGCAGGCUCUGCCCGCCUCCUCUCUGGAGGAGACCAAGGUGAUCCACCUGUCCAACGGCGCAGGCGCGUACCCCCUCCCUGCAGCCAACGGCACCCUGGUUCCGUUAGCGGGCUCUGGGGGCGGGGCCGCCGGUUCGGGACAGGACAAGACAGUGGGGCCCGCCAACGGGGCGGGGCCAGGAUACGAGGAGAGGGAAACAUGGACGCGGCAGAUGGACUUUAUCAUGUCCUGCGUGGGCUUUGCUGUGGGACUUGGAAACGUGUGGAGGUUCCCAUACCUGUGCUACAAGAACGGAGGAGGCGUCUUCCUCAUCCCGUACCUGCUGAUCGUGAUUGUUGGAGGAAUCCCCAUCUUCUUCCUGGAAAUUGCCCUGGGCCAGUUCAUGAAGGCUGGAAGCAUCAAUGUGUGGAACAUCGCUCCUCUCUUUAAAGGACUUGGUUUUGCCUCCAUGGUGAUUGUGUUCUUCUGCAACACCUACUACAUCAUGGUUCUGGCCUGGGGCUUCUACUACCUGAUCAAGUCCUUCAGCUCUACUCUGCCCUGGUCCACCUGUGACAAUGAGUGGAACACUCCCAGCUGCAUAGAGAUCUUCCACCACCAGGACUGCAAGAACGCCAGCCUUGCCAACACCACCGUGGGCAACAGCAACAUGACCUGCGCUGACCUGGUUGAUGCCCGCUCCCCCAUUAUAGAAUUCUGGGAGAACAAAGUGCUGAACAUCUCAUCUGGUCUGGACGAACCUGGAAAGCUGAACUGGGAGCUGAUGCUGUGCCUGAUGGCUGUCUGGGUUCUGGUUUACUUCUGUGUCUGGAAGGGAGUGAAAUCCACCGGGAAGAUUGUGUACUUUACCGCCACCUUCCCAUACGUGGUCCUCAUCAUCCUGCUGGUCAGAGGAGUCACUCUUCCCGGAGCGUACGACGGCAUCAUGUACUACAUCAAGCCAGACUGGUCCAAACUGGAGGAGGCGCAGGUGUGGAUAGAUGCUGGAACACAGAUCUUCUUCUCCUACGCCAUCGGCCUUGGAGCGCUGACUGCUUUAGGCAGCUACAACCGCUUCAAUAAUGACUGCUACAAGGACGCCUUCGUUCUGGCUCUCAUCAACAGCGGCACCAGCUUCUUUGCUGGUUUUGUGGUCUUCUCCAUUCUGGGCUUCAUGGCUGCUGAGCAGGGAGUCGACAUCUCCCAAGUGGCAGAAUCAGGUCCGGGUCUGGCCUUCAUCGCGUAUCCCAAGGCGGUCAGCCUGAUGCCCGUGGCCCCGCUCUGGGCGGCUCUCUUCUUCUUCAUGUUGCUGCUGCUCGGACUGGACAGUCAGUUUGUGGGCGUGGAGGGCUUCGUCACCGGCAUCCUGGACCUGAUUCCUGGAAAUCAUUAUCACCGAUACAAACGAGAGAUCGCCGUGGCGAUUUGCUGCUUACUGUGUUUUAUUAUUGACCUCUCCAUGGUAACACAGGGAGGGAUGUACGUCUUCCAACUCUUUGACUACUACUCUGCCAGCGGCAUGACUCUGCUGUGGCAGGCAUUCUGGGAAUGUAUAGUAGUUGCCUGGGUCUAUGGAGCUGAUCGAUUCAUGGAUGACGUGGCUCGGAUGAUCGGCUACCGGCCGUUCCCCUGGAUGAAGUGGUGCUGGUCCUUCAUAACUCCGUGUGUUUGCAUUGGCAUCUUUCUGUUCCACCUGGUCAACUACAAGCCGCUGACCUACAACAACGUGUACGUGUACCCGUGGUGGGGAGAGGUGAUUGGCUGGUGUUUGGCGCUCUCCUCCAUGCUCUGCAUCCCCACCACCGUCCUCUACAAACUCUUCAGGGCCAGAGGAACCUUCAAAGAGCGUUGGGCCCACCUGACCAGUCCAGUGUGGGGGGCUCAUCACCUGGAGUACAUGGCCCCUGAUGUCAAAGCGCUGAGCCCGCUGUCGCCCGGCACUGACGACAACAAAGUCAUCAUCUUUGAGAGCGUCAUGUAAGCUGGACCCCACCCUACCCGCCUGCUGCAAGGAAGGAUGCUGCAAGGAAGAACACCCCACCUCAAGGGGCACAGACUCAGCUGAUUCGCCAACACCACCGUCUCCGCCUAACAAACCCUACUAUGCUGACGCACAAGCAGUUAGCUCCUCCCACUUUAACAAAGGAGGAGGAGCUGAGAGUCAGAGAAUGGAACCAACUGAGAGUGCAGCAACUCUGAUCAGACUGACAGACAGACACGCAGACAGACAGACAGACAGACAGACACGCAGACAGACAGGCAGACACACAGACAGACACGCAGACAGACAGGUAGACAGACAGGCAGACAGAGAGACAGACAGGCUGCUUCUAAACUGACGUGUUUCAUAGAAUGACCUCUAACGCUCUGAGUAGAAUCUCUUAGCUCUCACUCUUGUUUGUUUGGAUUGAUGAUGAAAAAAAAGGUCCCUGAACUCACCUCCUGAGUUCGGGUGCAGCUGAACGCAGCAUCAGCAGCAACGCUGAGCAUGAAGGCCCGCCCACCUCCUGCUCCCAGAGCAGGUUGACUCUCCAUCUGUUUCCCACUGUCCCACUGUGAGCAUGAGCUCAUCAUCUUCAUCUGUGCUCACAUCAAUUUGUGUUUGACGUCAGCUCUCAGGACGAUGAAGAUGAGUUAGGCAA